Sorex fumeus (smoky shrew) is the source of this 4687-nucleotide messenger RNA. RefSeq names its product syntrophin beta 1 (gene SNTB1). Gene Ontology annotation, cellular component: intracellular anatomical structure; synapse; dystrophin-associated glycoprotein complex. Gene Ontology annotation, molecular function: structural molecule activity; protein binding. The record is from RefSeq and is a predicted model, not a curated record. Bases 189 to 1772 code for a protein of 527 amino acids. The transcript has 8 exons. Lineage: Eukaryota; Metazoa; Chordata; Mammalia; Eulipotyphla; Soricidae.
UCCUGCGCAGCUCCCGGGACGGACUUAGCACGGAACCGUCGGAGAACGCGUGGGGCCUCGGUCUGAGCCCUUGCCGAGAGCAGACAGGCGAACCACCCCCUCCCCGGCCCCGAGCGGGUCCCGCACCCGCCGUGUCGUGCCCCCCAGCCCCGAUCGCCGUCACCCGGCUCCCCGAGAAUGCCGGAAAGAUGGCGCUAGCGGCGGCGGGCGGCCGCGCGCAGCGGAGCGGGCUGCUGGAAGUUUUGGUGCGCGAUCGCUGGCACAAAGUUCUUGUGAACUUGAGCGACGACUCCCUGGUGCUCAGCUGCGACGAGGCCGCCGCGGCGUCCAACGGCCUCGCCGCGGCCACCACCAAUGGCUCGUUCUGCAGGGGCGCGGGCGGCGGCGGCGGCGGCGCCGCGCAGCCCCCGGACUCGCCGGCCGGGGUCCGCACCGCCUUCACCGACCUGCCCGAGCAGGUGCCCGAGUCCAUCUCGAACCAGAAGCGCGGCGUGAAGGUGCUCAAGCAGGAGCUGGGCGGGCUGGGCAUCAGCAUCAAGGGCGGCAAGGAGAACAAGAUGCCCAUCCUCAUCAGCAAGAUCUUCAAGGGGCUGGCGGCCGAUCAGACCCAAGCCCUGUACGUGGGCGACGCCAUCCUGUCGGUGAACGGCGCCGACCUGCGGGACGCCACCCACGACGAGGCGGUGCAGGCGCUGAAGCGCGCGGGCAAGGAAGUGCUGCUGGAAGUGAAAUACAUGCGAGAAGCCACGCCCUAUGUGAAAAAAGGCUCCCCAGUCUCUGAGAUUGGGUGGGAAACGCCUCCGCCGGAGUCCCCUCGGUUAGGGUCCGGCUCCUCGGAACCCCUGGCUUCGCAAUCCUUCUCCUUCCAUAAAGAUCGGAAAAGCAUCCCUCUCAAGAUGUGCUUCGUCACCAGGAGUCUGGCCUUGGCUGACCCCGAGAACAGGCAGCUUGAAAUCCACUCUCCAGAUGCUAAACACACAUUGAUCCUACGGAGCAAAGACUCAGCCACUGCCCAGGCCUGGUUCAGUGCCAUCCACUCCAACGUCAGUGAGCUGCUCACUCGAGUGAUAGCUGAGGUCCGAGAGCAGCUGGGGAAGACAGGCAUUGCUGGGAGUCGAGAGAUCAGGCAUCUUGGCUGGCUUGCAGAAAAGGUUUCUGGGGAGAAUGAGAAACAGUGGAAGCCAACCCUGAUUGUACUGACGGAGAAGGACCUCUUAAUCUAUGACAGUAUGCCGCGGAGAAAGGAAGCCUGGUUCAGCCCCGUGCACACAUAUCCUCUUCUUGCCACCAGGCUGGUGCAUUCGGGUCCAGGGAAAGGAUCACCUCAGUUUGGUGUGGAUCUCUCCUUUGCGACACGUACUGGGACCAGGCAGGGGAUCGAAACGCAUCUCUUCAGGGCUGAGAUCAGCAGAGACCUCUCACACUGGACCAGGAGCAUAGUCCAGGGUUGCCACAGUGCAGCUGAGCUCAUCACAGAGAUCACCACAGCUUGCACCUACAAGAACCAGGAGUGCCGUCUGACCAUCCAUUAUGACAAUGGCUUUUCUAUCACCACUGAGCCACAGGAGGGGGCCUUACCCAAGACCAUCCUUCAGUCUCCUUAUGAAAAGCUGAAAAUGUCAUCCGAUGAUGGGAUCAGAAUGCUGUAUUUAGAUUUCGGAGGCAAAGAUGGAGAGAUUCAACUGGACCUUCAUUCCUGCCCCAAGCCAAUUGUUUUCAUCAUUCAUUCCUUCCUGUCAGCUAAGAUUACAAGACUGGGCUUGGUGGCCUGAACAAAGGACAACUCCGCUUGGAGAACAGGAGGCUUGCAAAACGACCCAGGGGGGACCACUGGGCAUCAUUUGGCAGUGAGCAGAGCCCCAGACCUGGCAUGUCACUGUCAGCUCCAGAUGCUAAGUCCUCUGCAACUUUCCAGACUCCUCAGUCAGUUUUGCCAACUCCAAAGGGGUGCCCUAAGAAAGUGCUAUGAGGACUAUCAGAAUAAAAUUCUUUUUAGAAAGUGUAAAGGGGUGAAGGCAAUUGGAAAUACGCAACAUAGCUUUUUAAAUAACGACAAUCAAGGACUCGAGCUUUAGAACAGCAUGUGUAAAUCUUAAUCUGUUUCUAAGCAACUGGUGCACCCAGGUAAGCAAGGGCUGAAUAGACGAGAAAUAGACAUUUUCACUUCUCCCAGCACAUCCCAGUAUGAGCUCUCACUGUAUUGUGAUUUAUUUCCUACUUGUCAUUGAGUGUUUUUUACUGGCAAGGAAAGAAAAAUACUUCAUAUGGAAACCUUCCUUUAUAUUGAAGUAUGAAGCAGCUGUAACUUUUGUUCUUAAUGGAUUUUCUUCCAGCAGUGUAGGAUGAUUCUGAAAUGUCCCCGUUAGCAUGUGCUGAGUAGGAAUUAAAGAAAGCGAUAUCUAUUGACUCUGAGCUGUUAAGUUGGUAGAAUCUGAGCCAAAGACUGCUUAUAUUGCAAGCUUUGCUGGAGAAUGGUAUGUGUGAAAUAUGAUUAAUUCCAGACCAUGCAAUCCCCUAUGUCUCCUGUUCUAGGACCAUGAUUUAGAACCUUAUAUGGAAGGCAAAUGAUAUAUUUUUAAGUUUAUAUAUAUAAACAAUGCACAUGGGAUGAACUAUCCCUUUUUUGUGGUUGUCAGUGGAAUUUUGGAGCAACAUAUUGGCCCUUGUUUCUGCCUGUGCUUGUAUGCAUGCAUUUUCAAACAAAUAAUAGAACAGCCUCAUAUAAUUCAGAAUAGUGCUGGGUUUUACAUACUUCUAAGUAUGGUCCCAGCUUAUGAUAGAGUCUAUUGAUAGCAUUCACAGGUCUUUCAGAAGUCCAGGGAAAUAAUAUAGUGACCUGAUAUUUUUUUACAAGAAUAUUCUCAGACAAUAUAUAGCACAUUACUUAUCUAAAGCUUUUCCUUAUAUCUUUUGAAAUAAAUCACUUAAAAUCCACUUAUGAAUUGAUGUUGAUGUCACUGUCCUAAAACCUUGGAAAUCUGCUCUAGCAUUUGUGACAUUUCUUCCUUUAGUUUACAUAGAUAAAUGCCCUGGGUCAAAGGUGUGUGCUUUCUCAGAAUCAUAUUUUAGUAAAUACCUAUGCAAAGAGAUUUUAAUAGGUAAAGCAGUUUUUAAAGGAAAGUGGUAUUGCUCACUCAGACAUCUGUGUUUAUGGAGUUGCAAAGUUUUAUGUUUUCCCAAAGUAUCUAUCAUAGAAUAUUACUUCCAAGGGACAUUGAUGGAGUGGUAUUUUGUGGAUGGAGGAAAUAAGGAGUUUGGUCAUCAGAAAUGUUUGUUGGAUAUUAAAUUAACAAAAGUUAAACCAGUUGUCUCAGAGACUUUAAUAGACAUUGUGAUUUUCAAGAGUAAACAUGCCAUUUUUGACACAAUUUCUUUCUUGUGGAACCAGUGUGUUUUAAAAAUAAAGAAAAGAAAAACAAACAAAAAAAGCGUACUUUAGAAAACACAACUUUGAAACUUUAAACAUUGUUUUAGGUUUUAAAAUACUGAAGGGUGAAACCCAAACCUGAAUAGUAGGAAAGCGUUGAUGUAUUUGUAAAUUUACGUAUUCUUUCAUUAUAUAUUUUCAGAAUCACUGGAAUGUUGUUAUACAAGAGUACUUGUACUUGUGUAUUGUAAAUAACAUUAAAAUGCAUAUAUUAAUGCCAGUAGUUUAAAUCAACAGUAUAUAAUCUAAGGUGCUCAGUACUAGAUGAAGUAUGAGUUAAUUACUCAUAAUUAAGUUGCAAAGAUCCUAUUAUAUAUUUAUAAGCAAAUUAAAAUGAUAAUAAUUACAAAUAUUAUUUCUUUCUUCAUCACUUCAGUUUUUGAGUGAACAAUAUCUUUCUGGGUGGAAAUCAACAUAACUACAUUCUCUGCAUUUAUAAAAAUUAAUUUAAAUAUUUAUAUUUUAGAGAAAAUAUAUUUGAAUAAAAUUAAUGCAUUUUCUGCAUUAAAGUGCAUUCUUAGAAAUAUAAAAUUUUACUAAGAAAAUUGUGUAUCCGAAUUAUUUUUUUCCCCGUAACUCAAAAUAUAUCACAUGAGAGUGGUUAUGAUGAAUCAAUUGUGAAUAUUCCUCUGUUUCUUAUUCUGAAUUCAAUGUUGCAAUGACUUUACACUGUAGAAUUUAAUCUUGUCCUGUUGUGUGUUACGAAUGUGCUGAAUGACAGGAUCUCAUACAUCUGGGUCAUGGCUCGGUACAGUCAAUGAAUGGACUUAGUCAUGUGGAGAUACUUGUUCUUGUCGAGUUUCCUCUGUGCUCAGCUUGUUUCUUAUUUGAAUUGAUAGUUUAUUAAAUUCAGUGUUUUUCCCUUUAGGGAAAUGAAAUGGGAAACUACCAAUCCCUUCGUGUGGUGAAACAUUGUCAAACCAUCCCAUAGGAAUUUAAAGAUUCAAUAGGAAUGAAUAUAUAUGUGUAUGUAUAUGUAUGUGUGUAUAUAUACAUCCACAUAUAUGUGAAUAUAUACAUACAUAUAACCACCAAUUUUUUCCCAAAGUAAUGAGCAGAAGCUUCCUCCAGCCCACCUCCACCCCCACCCCGGCUUCUACAAUACUUGCUCCUUGCUUUUGAGGGCAUUGGAAUGAACUGGGUGAGAGGAUAAUUUUUGAAUGUAUCUUGAGUUUUUAAAAAAUGUGCCUAUGUUUAUAGCACCAUGGAGAUCAUGUAAAAUUUAUAUAUGAAUUAAUAAAUAUUCACCUCUGACUAUGA